AUGCAGCAGAUACUAGAGAACCGGCUGAUGGAAUCCCUUCUACAGAUUCAGACCGGCAAGGCUGCGGACUUCAUAAAGGAAGCACGUAGCGAGGAGACUAGGGGACAGGGGUCAAUGCGUUUUGGCUGGUACCUGUGCGAGUGGAGUCCGCCAGAGAGAGUCAAUGAGCUUGUCACUCGGAAACUUGGGCGAAUACGCCUGGAGGGCCUGGAGAGCAUCCAACCAUUCAUCAUGGCGCCAUCCUGGACGCUACUAGAGGUAACAAUGAAUGGGAAAAUCUGA
This is a messenger RNA of Aspergillus clavatus NRRL 1, 282 nucleotides long. RefSeq lists its product as uncharacterized. The record is from RefSeq and is a predicted model, not a curated record. The coding region runs from base 1 to 282 and encodes 93 amino acids. The transcript has a single exon. Lineage: Eukaryota; Fungi; Ascomycota; Eurotiomycetes; Eurotiales; Aspergillaceae.